Molecule: messenger RNA, 5798 nt
Organism: Caenorhabditis angaria
Lineage: Eukaryota; Metazoa; Nematoda; Chromadorea; Rhabditida; Rhabditidae
Source: the annotation of a GenBank genome assembly
AUGCGAAUAUCGUCUAGAACUUUGAAUAUCACAUUGAUUUUUAUUUAUUUUAUUAUGGUUUCUGUUAUUAUUUAUCAAUUAAUGCAUCGUAAACCAUUUUUUGGAUUUAUUGAACUAUCUGGACAAUCUUUGGAGCUUCGAGAAGAUUUUGAGAGCGCUGAUUCUGAGAAUCAAACUUUGAUUAUAGUAAUAACACCAACAUAUUCUAGAUUAACUCAAUUAGCUGAUAUGACAAGGUAAAAAAUAAAAAAGUAAUUUUUUCUUUAAAAUAAAAAAUUCUGUUUUUAGAAUGGCUAAUACUUUAAUGCAUGUUCCCUAUCUUCAUUGGAUUAUUAUUGAAGAUGGAAUUUCGAAAAAUGAGGAAAUUGAUAAUUUAUUAGCAAGAUCAAAAAUUCCCUAUUCAUAUUUCACCUUUAAAACGCAACCUGGGUAUCCGAGUAAGUUCCAAGUUCAAACUACAUACAAUUUCAAAUUAGAGCGAGGUUGGUAUCAAAGAACAGUGGCUUUGACGUUGCUACGAAAUAUGGAAUCGAAUCAUACGAAUGCAGUUGUGUAUUUUGGAGAUGAUGAUAAUUCGUAUGAUAUUCGAGUGUUUACGGAAUAUAUUAGGAAUGUGAAGAAACUUGGAAUGUGGGCUGUUGGUAAGAUUUUUAGAGAAAAAAAUUAGCAGUCCCAAAAAAUAAGCAGUCCCAAAAAAAUAAGCAGUCCCAAAAAAUAAGCAGUCCCAAAAAUAUGCAGUAACAAAAAAUAAGCAGUCCCAAAAAAUAAGCAGUCCCAAAAAAUAAGCAGUCCCAAAUAAUAAGCAGUCCCAAAAAAUAAGCAGUCCCGAGAAAUAAGCAGUCUCAAAAAAUAAGCAGUCCCAAAAAAUAAGCAGUCCCAAAAAAAUAAGCAGUCCCAAAAAAUAAGCAGUCCCAAAAAAUAAGCAGUCCCAAAAAAUAAGCAGUCCCAAAAAAUAAGCAGUCCCAAAAAAAAAUAAGCAGUCACAAAAAAUAAGCAGUCCCAAAAAAUAAGCAGUCCCAAAAAAUAAGCAGUCCCAAAAAAUAAGCAGUCCCAAAUAAUAAGCAGUCCCAAAAAAUAAGCAGUCCCGAGAAAUAAGCAGUCUCAAAAAAUAAGCAGUCCCAAAAAUAAGCAGUCCCAAAAAAAUAAGCAGUCCCAAAAAAUAAGCAGUCCCAAAAAAUAAGCAGUCCUAAAAAAUAAGCAGUCCCAAAAAAUAAGCAGUCCCAAAAAAAAUAAGCAGUCCCAAAAAAAUAAGCAGUCCCAAAAAAAUAAGCAGUCCCAAAAAAUAAGCAGUCACAAAAAAUAAGCAGUCCCAAAGAAUGAGCAGUCCCAAAAAAUAAGCAGUCCCAAACUUAUUUGGGUCUGCUGUUUAUAUAUAUAUUUGACAUUUUGCGGUCUGCAAACACAAUGGCAGAUAGUUCAGUGGUAGAAUUAUUGAUUUUGAAUCUGAGGGUAGUGAGUUCAAUGCCACUCGGAAACUUUUGUUUUUAUUUUUGAAGUGGAAAAGGGAGAUUAGAUUUUUUAAAAUUUAGGAAGUUCAUUUUUAUUGUUAGCAGUUUUUUUCGGCAAAGCUAGAAACUCGUCCGAAUAGUUCAGAUGAAGAUUUUUAUCUGGGAAAAAGAAAAUUUGUUUCAAAAAAAUAUUGCCAUUGUUUCGUUUGAGGGAAUUUCUUGAAGAUUCUUGUGGAUUUUGACAUCCGAAAAUUUGAAAAAUUGUUUUGGUGAGCCUGUUUUUUAAUGAUUUUCUACUUAUAAUUUCAAUACUGAAGUUUAAUCUCAUAAAAAUAAUCUCAAAAAAGGUCAAUAGAUACAAUCUGACCACUUCCCCUCAUAAACAUCUUGUAGUUCUAAUUUAUUCAAGUCAAAUCAGAAGUUAAAAAUUUUCCAAACCAAAAAUUAAUUUUAGGUCACGCUGGUCAUGCGAUUGCUGAAAGUCUUUACGUUAAAAACGGAAAAGUGAUCGAUUUCGAUGUUGUUUGGGGAGAAUGGCGAAAAUUCGCGGUAGAUAUGGCUGGUUUUGCAAUACACUUGGAUAUUGUUCUCAAAACCAAUGCAACUUUUGGACCUUCUUGCGCUGGAAGAUUUCCCGAACCAUGUUUGUUGGAAGAUAUGGGAUUUACCAAAAAUGAUAUUGAACCUUUUGGUUUUGACAAACCAAUACGGGUAUAUUUUUGAUGGAAAAUACUUUGAGUCAACAAAAAAUUUCCAGGGAAAUCGAGAAGUCUACGUGUGGCAUACUCAAACUGUUCAACCAUCGAUUCGCUCCAAAAAUAAAACAAUUAUCCAUAGAAUUCUGGGUUUUUUUCAUAUUUAAUAAAUAUUUUACGAGGAAAAAAAUGUUGUGAAAAGUUUCAACAUAGUUAUGUAAAUCAGAUUAGAUAAAAUGCAAAAAAAAACAAGUUUACAUAGCUACUAAAAAAAUGUUGUGUUUUUCCCAAGGCUUCUCAAGGCUUCCCAAGGCUUCUCAAGGCUUCUCAAGGCUUCUCAAAGGUUCCCAAGGCUUCUCAAGGCUUCCCCAAGGCUUCUCAAGGCUUCUCAAGGCUUCUCAAGGCUUCUCAAGGCUUCUCAAAGGUUCCCAAGGCUUCUCAAGGCUUCCCCAAGGCUUCUCAAGGCUUCUCAAGGCUUCUCAAGGCUUCUCAAGGCUUCCCAAGCCUUCUCAAGGCUACUAAAGGCUUCCCAAGGCUUCUCAAGGCUUCUCAAGGCUUCUCAAAGCUUCUCAAGGCUUCUCAAGGCUUCUCAGGGCUUCUUAAGGCUUCUCAAGGCUUCUCAAGGCUUCACAAGGCUUCUCAAGGCUACUAAAGGCUUCCCAAGGCUUCUCAAGGCUUCUCAAGGCUUCUCAAAGCUUCUCAAGGCUUCUCAAGGCUUCUCAGGGCUUCUUAAGGCUUCUCAAGGCUUCUCAAGGCUUCACAAGGCUUCUCAAGGCUUCUCAAGGCUUCUCAAGGCUUCCCAAGGCUUCUCAAGGCUUCCCCAAGGCUUCUCAAGGCUUCUCAAGGCUUCUCAAGGCUUUUCAAGGCUUCUCAAAGGUUCCCAAGGCUUCUCAAGGCUUCCCCAAGGCUUCUCAAGGCUUCUCAAGGCUUCUCAAGGCUUCUCAAGGCUUCCCAAGCCUUCUCAAGGCUACUAAAGGCUUCCCAAGGCUUCUCAAGGCUUCUCAAGGCUUCCCAAGGCUUCUCAAGGCUUCCCAAGGCUUCUCAAGGCUUCUCAAGGCUACCCAAGGCUUCCCUUGAAAAAUUUUUCAAGAAUUUCCAACUGAAAGUUCUUGUGGUGGGUGUGGUCAGUUCAGUUUUCGUAACAACGUGUUUAUGUAGAUUAUAUCUGGAAGAUUCUUUGAAAAUUGAACUGAAAAUCUUUAAAAAAAUAAGUUUUCUUUCAAAAAAUAAGAAUUCUUAUGAAAUUUCACACAAUCAUGAUUGAAAAACAAAUAUUAAAAGAUCAAAUUCCGAUAUUAAACAAAAAAAUUAAUCAGAGUUACAUAAGAUCGUGCUGUUCGAAAAUUUUCUUAAAAUCUGGAAGAAGACUAUAACAAACAUGUUUUCCAAUAUAAAUCAAAUCAAAACUAAAUUUAUGUAUUUAGUGUGGUCAAUUUAUAUCUUUAUUACAUCUAAAACCUUUAAAAAACUUUUUACCUUACCAAAUUUGAAAUUAUUGUUCAAAAUUAUAAGUUAUCUUUAGAGAUUCUGACAUUUGCAAAAUUAAUCCCCUCACAAUCAAUUUCAAAAAAAGUACACAUUUUGAAAAUGAAGAUCAGCAUCUAGAUUGCGUAAAAUCCCGCAAGUACUUUUUAUAAAGCGUUAUUGCAUAAUUUUAUAAAAGCUUCCAGAUUUAAUCUGGAUUUAUGUCCUUACCAACACGUUGUUGAACGCACCCACCACAAUGGAAUAUAUAUAUAUAUAAGUUCAGUUUUCCUUCCGAAAACCCCCGAAAAUGUUGCGAAUCUCCUCUAAAAUGAUAUAUUCAACACUAGUAUUUUCAAAUCUUAUUUCAGUAAUUGUUAUAACUUCAAACUUGUCAGAUGAUGAUUUUCAACUGGGAAAAUGUGAUUUUACUCAAAAAUCUCCCAAAAAUAAUUCAUUGAUUAUUGUGAUAACACCAACAUAUUCUAGAUUAACUCAAUUGGCUGAUAUGACAAGGUAAGUGUAGAUUUUAGUGUAAAUUUUUCUUUUUUUUUUUUAGAAUGGCUAAUACCUUAAUGCAUAUUUCUGAUCUUUAUUGGAUUGUUAUUGAAGAUGGAAAUUUGAAAAAUGAGAAAAUCGACAAUUUACUAAGAAGAUCGAAAAUUCCACAUUCAUAUUUGCCAUUUAAAACUGAAACUGGGUAUCCAAGUAAGUCCGCGUCUUGAAAACAGCCCAAGUGUCCUCAAAUCUUAGAUUUAGCUUAAUUUAACUAUAGUCUAGUUCGAUGCAAAAAUUCAGAACAUUUCGAUAAGUAAUCGCUUAAAUAUGGAAGCCCACUGCAAAAAUAAAAAAUUCAAACCACGCGCGCGCAAACAUGUCGUCAACGUGGAGUCUCGUUGUUUUCUUUUUAUUUUUUUGCAAUUUUUUCCAUUUUUUGUGGAAAAUGAUGAAUUUGCAUGGAAAAAUGCGAUUUUUAAUCAGAGCGAGGUUGGUAUCAAAGAACGAUGGCUUUAACGUUGCUACGAAAUAAUCAGUUCCACUUUAUCAACAAGAAAAAUCAAAAUGCAGUGGUAUAUUUUGGAGAUGACGAUAAUUCGUAUGAUAUUCGGGUAUUCACGGAAUAUAUUAGGAAUGUGAAGAGACUUGGAAUGUGGGCUGUUGGUAGGGUUUACACAGGGGGAUUGGAAAACCCACUUUACGUCAUGUUUUUCUAAAUUCAGGCCACGCAGGCGGUGCAAUCGCCGAAAAACUAAUUGUCAAUGAUGGAAAAGUGACCGAUUUCGAUGUUGCUUGGGGAGAAUCGCGAGAAUUCGCGGUAGAUAUGGCUGGUUUUGCGAUUCACUUGGAUAUUGUUCAUAGGACUAACGCUACUUUUGGACCUGAUUGUGGGCCACGUACACCAGAAACUUGUCUGUUAGAAGAGAUGCAUUUCAAGAGAGAUGACAUAGAGCCGUUUGGCGUGGAGAAAAAUGUAUGUUUUGAAGGAAUAUAUGAAUUCGGAGGGAGGGGCGUUAACUUUAGGUGCAUUUUUGGAGGUGGGGCCUUUAACUUCUGAAAAUUUUGGAGAAUUUUAUGGCUUUAGAAGCCAAAAACCCACGAACAGUUGGUUAGGGGGGUUAACUUUUUAAGAAUAUUUCCUGGAAGGGGGUUUUUUUUUUAACUCAAGGCAUACCACGCCCAGGGUGAGGCAUAUGCACGGCGCCAAUAAAAAUAUAAGGGAAUUCACCUCGCCAAUUUGAGAUUUUCUUAAAAACAGCAAAUUUUUGAUUGUUUUCCUGUUGAAAAGUGGUAUUUUUCAGUCGAAAAGGUUGUUUUCACCUCGCCAAAAAAUUCAAAACCCACACCGCCAAUUUUCAAAGUUAAUUUGCACGAAACUGGGCGUGGUAUGAUUCGGAGGGAGGGCCCUUAACUUUUGAAAAUUUUGGGGAAUUUUAUGGCUUUAGAGGCCAAAAACCCACAAACAGUUGGUUAGGGGCGUUAACUUUUUGACUUUGGAAGGGGGUUAACUCAAGGGUCCCCGGAGCGAUUAGUUCAUGUAUGUCUGGAAGUGAGAGAAAAGGUUCACAAAACAUUUCAGGUAACUCGAGAAAUCUACGUUUGGCACACUCAAACGAUUCAACCAUUCAUUCAUGUGCCAACAAAUGAGACAACAACUUUCAAAAGAGUUUUGAAUUUUCUCCGAUUUCAAUAA